Molecule: messenger RNA, 201 nt
Organism: Oppiella nova
Lineage: Eukaryota; Metazoa; Arthropoda; Arachnida; Sarcoptiformes; Oppiidae
Source: the annotation of a GenBank genome assembly
AUGAGUUCAAAAGAGAAAUCUGAGGACCAAUUGGGCCGACAAUGGGAUAAAUUCAUCUCCAAUUCAGUGCUCAAAAUGGGUUCGUGUUUGCCAUCAAUGGUCUCAUCCGUGAUGACCGGUACGGGUGUUAUCAUCGGUAGUGUCUUCUCAUUACUGGUCUUCCGACGAAGAGUCUGGCCGUUAGUGUUUGGUUCGGGCAUU